CGCUUCUCACUCUUUCCCAUUCUCCCCUCAAAUCACCCCGCGUGGCUCUGUUCUUGACCAUGGCUACCGUUCAGACCAUCAACGUUACUCUCCCUUCCCUGCCUUCUGGCUGGAGUGCCGAUAAGGACUUCAAGGCCGUUGGCACCGUCUCCGCUGCCACCCAGAGGAACCUCGAGCCUGUUGGCCCUCACUUCCUGGCCCACGCCCGCAGAAAGCGCCACCACCGCACCUUCUCCGAGGAUGAGCGUAUCCAGGCCCAGCAGAACGUGAAGAGCACCGAGGACGAGGAGGAUGAUGACAUCUCCGAGGACGAGGACCCUAUGAUGCUCUCCAGAGAUGCCAAGGACUGGAAGAGCCAAGAUCACUACCAGGUUCUCGGCCUGUCCAAGUACCGCUGGCGUGCCACCCCCGAGCAGAUCAAGCGCGCCCACCGCAAGAAGGUUCUCCGCCACCACCCCGACAAGAAGGCCGCCAUGGGUGACCGCGACGAGAACGACAGCUUCUUCAAGUGCAUCCAGAAGGCUACUGAGGUUCUCCUGGACCCCACUAAGCGUCGUCAGUUCGACUCCGUAGACGAGGCCGCUGAUGUCGAGCCCCCCACCAAGAAGGAGGCUGCCAAGGGCAACUUCUUCAAGCUCUGGCGCCCUGUCUUCGAGUCCGAGGGCCGUUUCUCCAAGAUCCAGCCCGUGCCCCAGCUCGGUGACGAGAACAGCACCCAGGAGGAGGUCGAGACCUUCUACAACUUCUGGUACGACUUCGACAGCUGGCGUACCUUCGAGUACCUGGACGAGGAUGUGCCGGAUGACAACGAGAACCGUGACCAGAAGCGUCACAUGGAGAAGAAGAACGCCAACGCCCGCCGCAAGCGCAAGACCGAGGACACUACCCGUCUCCGCCACCUUGUGGACGAAUGCGCCGCUGGUGACGAGCGUAUCAAGAAGUUCCGUAAGGCUGCUCGUGCCGACAAGGACCGCAAGCGUCUCGAGAAGGAGGCUGAGAUCAAGCGUCUGGCCGAGGAGAAGGAGAAGGCUCGCCUGGAGGAGGAGCAGCGCAAGAAGGACGCCGAGGAGGCUGCCAAGGCCGAGCGUGAGCAGAACAAGAAGGCCAAGGAGGCUGCUAAGAACGCCGCCAAGAAGAACAAGCGUGUUCUCAAGGGCUCCAUCAAGGAUGUCAACUACUUCGGCGAGGGUGGUGAGCCCUCCGCUGCUCAGGUUGACUCCGUUCUCGGCGACGUUGACCUCGUCAUCAGCAAGAUCGACGCUGAGGAGCUUGCUGGUCUGGCUGGACGCCUUACCGCUGCUGGCAAGGACGCUGCUGCCGUCAAGAACGUGUACGCCGAGGAGGUCAAGCGCCUGGUUGGUGCUGGCAAGCUGAAGGAGGGCGAGGCCAAGUUCUUUGCUUAAGCGGACUGGAGUAUAGGAUGUAUGGUGUCGAUGGAUUUACAUGCUACGCAGGUGUGACCGGACUGGUCAACAAGGUAUAUAGAUCGAUAGAGUUGACUACAAAAUAAUGAGAGCAACGACCUUAUGGAGUUC
This is a messenger RNA of Aspergillus neoniger CBS 115656, 1535 nucleotides long. RefSeq names its product putative ribosome associated DnaJ chaperone Zuotin. Gene Ontology annotation, molecular function: Hsp70 protein binding; ribosome binding. NCBI's taxonomy places the organism in Eukaryota, Fungi, Ascomycota, Eurotiomycetes, Eurotiales, Aspergillaceae. Gene Ontology annotation, biological process: 'de novo' cotranslational protein folding; regulation of translational fidelity. Gene Ontology annotation, cellular component: cytosol. The coding region runs from base 60 to 1403 and encodes 447 amino acids. The record is from RefSeq and is a predicted model, not a curated record. The transcript has 3 exons.